AUGCCUGCUGAACAUGACGAUGAUGACGAGCCGGAAGACGAUGACGAAGACGAUGAAUUAGGAGACGAAGACGACGAUGGAGACGCUGCUGCCGCUGCCGCCGCUCUCGGAUAUUCCGGCGGUGAACCAGGUGACGACCCAUUUUCUGGUGCUUUCCUCAACCGCUCAGGCAUGCCUGCGGGCUUGUCGAGUACCCUUCGCGCUCUUAGUGGUAUGAUGUCUGGUAUGACGACCCGCCUGCGAGGCAUUUUGGAGAAUUUACGUGCGAAGGAUGACCCUUCGGUGCAAAUGAUUGCUCUCACCGAGCUCUCGGAAAUCCUGCUCGUCUCAAACGAAGACAAUCUUGCAGGCCACUUCUCUCCCGAUCAGUUCGUCAAGGAGUUGGUGGAUCUUAUGCAGCCAAAUGACUUCACUGGUGAAGAGAACCCUGAGAUGAUGCUAUUGGCUUGCAGAUGUAUCGCAAAUUUGAUGGAGGCUCUGCCUCAGGCUACCGCAAGCGUAGUAUAUGGCGGUGCUGUCCCUGUUUUGUGCCAAAAGCUUCUCGAAAUUCACUACAUCGAUGUCGCCGAGCAAGCACUCAGUACUCUGGAGAAGAUCUCGAUCGAAUUUCCCGCGUCCAUCGUUCGUGAGGGUGGUCUUACUGCCUGCCUGACCUAUCUCGAUUUCUUCGCCACAAGCACUCAGAGAAGCGCUGUUACGACUGCCGCCAAUUGCUGCAGAAACUUGUCUGAUGACUCGUUCCCCACCGUACGCGAUGUCAUGCCUAUUCUUCUCAACGUCCUGUCGAGUAGCGAUCAACGGGUUGUAGAGCAAGGCUCGCUCUGUGUUUCUCGAAUCGUGGAGAGUUUCAGAUACCAAGAGUCCAAGCUCGAAGAGUUGGUUAGCCCCGAACUGCUCAAGGCUGUACUCAGACUACUCCUACCUGGUACAACCACCAUGAUUGGACCCAGCAUUCAUACCCAAUUCUUGCGCGUCUUGUCCAUCACCGCAAGAGCAAGUCCGCGCUUGGCGGCAGAGCUGCUACGAAUGGACGUUGUCGACACUCUCUACCAAAUCCUCACUGGAGUUUCGCCUCCUUCAAACAACGAUGAUGCUGCCUUGAAGAUCGAUAAGAACAUCAUUAUGCAAGCUCUCAUUCGUACGCCACGCGAUCAAAUCUUUGAGACUCUGAAUGUUGUCUGCGAGAUUCUCCCUAAUGUUUCGCCUGACAACCUCAUGUUCAUCAAUGAUCUGGCUGAUGCUGGCAACACUGGUCCCGGCAGUGUCUCCAUGGGCACUCGUGCUCGCAGCUCGCCCAAUGACAAGCGCUUGGAGCUUUUGCAAGAAUGUCAGCCCGAGGUUCGACGCUUUGCAGUCAUUCUCUUCCCAACUUUGAUGCACGCAUACACGAGUACCGUCAAUCUCAGCGUGAGGCAGAAAGUACUUACUGCACAGCUCAAGAUGCUUUCCAACUUUGACACCACUGUGCUUGAGGAUGCCCUCUCAGGCGUGGCUUACGCUUCACACCUCGCCUCGAUCCUAACACAGCAAGAAAACCCGAUGCUCGUCACUUUUGCUUUGCAGAUCGCCGAGCUUCUCCUCAAGCGUCUUGAGUCGACCUACAGACCUCAGUUCUACCGUGAAGGUGUCAUGGCUGAGAUCAGCAAGCUUGCACAGCGAGAACUUACUUCCAUCGACUCAAACGAGUCCAACGCUAUCUCUGCAACACCCGCCGAUGCACCUUCUUUCUCUGCAGAGCUCCCCCUAAGAUCGGACCAUGAUGAAGACGAUGACGCUAGUGAGCCUGAUUAUCCUGAUGAGGGGUCUGCUGGAGAGCAUGACGAGGACAAUGAUGACCACGUCGACGACGAUGAUUCAGGAUCAGAAUCUGGAGCACAGAACCUGCGUACACCAGUCACCGCCAGCGUCCAAGACAUCAUCACAACCCGAGCUCGCAAAUUCGUGGAGGCCUAUCAGAAUGACGGUGGACUCGGUGAGGCUUCAAGGGCAUUGUCGGAGCUCAAACGUCUUGCUGAAGACCUUCGCAAGUGCUACAGCUCGAACAAUUUGUCUGAGGGACCCGCACUAUUCAGACGUCUUGCUAAGCAUUUUGAUGGCGACACGCCUGAGACCAUCACAAGUUACGAGUUACUUACCUCUGACAUCGUCGCAACUCUACUCGAAAUCUUCAAGUCCUCAGACAGUCAUACCGGCCGUGCUGCAAGAUCUGCCUUCUUGGAUGCAUUCAUGUCACACAGAGGCCAGAGCAAAGUCGCAACCGGCAACACAACUUCACCAGCUACCGCAUUCAGUGCCUUGGUCCAUAAGCUACAAGACUUGCUCAGCCGUACGGAGCAUUUCGAGGUCAUUACUGUCCACCAGAACGCUUCUGACAGCAGCAGAAGUGGUGCAGCUUCGAUGCUCGCCAAGCAACUGCGCAUCAAGCUAUCAGCCGAUGACGAAUCUGGCAUCCCACGUCCUUACAGAAAUAUAAUGGUCUCUAUCCAUGCCAUUGCGACAUUUAGAGCUCUUGACGACUAUCUUCGCCCACGCAUCAGUCUCGCAGAGAGAGCUGUGCGCAGUCGCGAAGCGCUGACUAACAGUCUUGCCGAGGCAGUUGCUCGUAAGGACGGAAAUGCUACAGAAGGCGCUUCAACUCCUCCUGCAAGCAAACGCACUCAUACAAGAUCAUCUCAACCUGACAGCACUCCUCAAAACAGCGGCGACGCUAGCAACCGCUUGCGCAGAUCUUCGCGCAAAGUCUCACAAAAGGACUCUGAAGCGGCCGAGGAUGAUCAACACCAGCUUGAAUGUGCUGACGAAGCCGCUCUCUCAGACGAGGACGAAGGGGAUGAAGAGGAUCUCGACGCCAUUGUUAACGACUUUGACGAAGACGAGGACAUGGAAGAUGCGGAUCAGGACACUUCUGCAGUCAAUCUGGAGGUCGCUAACAGCGGAAAGGUAACUGCUCACAAAGAGGAUGGUACCCGUAUCAGUACCCCGCUACAAGGCUCACAGCAGUCUGCAACUUCUCGUACCUCUGCUUCUGCAAGACUUGCUGCGGCGCGAGAACUUCUCUCUACUCCAACUUCACAGAGACCAUCCAACCCUCCUGCAGUUCAGCCUGCUUCUCAGGACUGGCAUAUUGAGUUCAGCGUCGAUGGACAGCCAUUGUCAAACGACACCACAAUUUACCGUGCUGUUCAUUUCAACCAGACCCACCCUGACGAGGUAUCGAGCCGUAACAUCUGGCAAACACUACACAAGAUAUCUUUCAGACGUGCUCCGGGCCCCCCUCCUGCAGAGCCUAGUACGCUUCAUUCGUUAUCAGAUGCGUCGACAGCAUCCACCUCCGAACUUCCACCUUCGCUUAGUCAGCAUCCUGCCACAGCCGCCAUCCUUCGUCUGAUGAGCACUUUGCAUGACAUAAAUGCUAAUCUGGAGGACAUCAUUGCUGAAGAGCAAAGCAAUGGCACUCAGCUUAGUUCGGAGCCCCUGGCUCAGUUCGUCAACACCAAGCUGACCGCUAAACUUAAUCGUCAGCUUGAGGAACCUCUGAUUGUGGCCAGCAACUGCCUUCCUACCUGGAGCGAGGACCUCGCUCGCCUGUAUCCAUUUUUGUUCCCAUUCGAGACCAGACACUUCUUCCUCCAAUCGACCUCGUUUGGCUACUCGAGAUCCAUGACCAGAUGGCAGAACGCUCAAUCAGAAAAUGAAUCUAGACGUCAUCGCGAUGAACGACCCUUCCUAGGCCGUCUACAGAGACAAAAGGUUCGCAUCUCUCGCAGUAGAAUUCUCGAAUCUGCCAUCAAGGUUAUGGAGCUUUACGGAUCAUCUCCAAGCAUUCUUGAGGUUGAAUAUUUCGAAGAGGUUGGCACUGGCCUUGGUCCAACUCUUGAGUUCUACUCGACAGUGUCUAAAGAGUUCUCAAAGAAGAAGAUGAAGCUCUGGCGUGAGAACGAAUCAAUUGCUGGUGACGAUUAUGCGUUUGGUAUGCGCGGCUUGUUCCCAGCUCCAAUGAGUGAGGCACAAUCAAACGACGAACACGGAAAGAAAGUGUUGCAUUUGUUCAAGAUGUUGGGCAAGUUUGUUGCACGCUCGAUGCUGGAUUCGCGCAUCAUUGAUGUUUCUUUCAACCCUACCUUCUUCCGCAUCAGCGCUGGCAACUCCACAAUCAAGCCUUCGCUUGGAGCAGUCGCCUCGGUGGACAAGGACCUUGCUAACUCCUUGAAGCCUCUGGUGCGCUGUGCUAGAGCAAAGCAGGACAUUCAAGAAGAUGAGACAAUGACUGCAGAGCAGAAGGCUCAAGCUAUCAAGGGCAUCAAGAUCAAGGAUGCCUCUAUUGAAGAUCUUGGCCUCGACUUUACGCUGCCUGGCUACCCUACUAUUGAGCUUCAACCCAAUGGUGCUGAGAUUGAUGUGACCAUUGACAAUGUCGAGCUGUAUGUCGAAAAGGUCAUCGACUUCACCCUCGGCCAGGGAGUCCAGAAGCAGGUCGAUGCAUUCUGUACCGGGUUCUCCCAGGUGUUCCCGUACUCAGCCCUCAAGGCGUUCACACCCGAUGAACUGGUGAUGCUCUUUGGCCGUGCAGAGGAAGACUGGUCGCUUGAGACACUUAUGGAUUCGAUCAAGGCUGACCAUGGCUUCAAUCUCGACAGCGCAAGCGUCAAGAACCUUCUGCAAACAAUGUCAGAGUUCACGAUGCCUGAGAGACGCGAUUUCCUGCAGUUUGUUACUGGCAGUCCCAAGCUACCCAUUGGAGGAUUUAAAUCAUUGACACCGAUGUUCACAGUGGUGUGCAAGCCCAAUGAGCCUCCGCUGAUGCCUGACGACUACCUGCCUAGUGUCAUGACAUGUGUCAACUAUCUGAAGAUGCCUAACUACAGCUCUCAAGAAGUGCUGCGGGCUAAGUUAAGUGUUGCAAUCAAGGAAGGACAGGGAGCUUUCCAUCUGUCAUAA
Aureobasidium melanogenum CBS 110374 is the source of this 4938-nucleotide messenger RNA. RefSeq lists its product as uncharacterized. The coding region runs from base 1 to 4938 and encodes 1645 amino acids. Gene Ontology annotation, cellular component: nuclear speck. Gene Ontology annotation, biological process: protein polyubiquitination; proteasome-mediated ubiquitin-dependent protein catabolic process. Lineage: Eukaryota; Fungi; Ascomycota; Dothideomycetes; Dothideales; Saccotheciaceae. The record is from RefSeq and is a predicted model, not a curated record. Gene Ontology annotation, molecular function: ubiquitin protein ligase activity. The transcript is spliced from 2 exons.